AAUUUACGGCAUUUUUUCUUUUUUCCCUUAUAGGAGGUAAGCAUGGGCAAGAAGAGCCAAACAAAGCCAAAGACGUUUGUGCCUCACUCGUCGGCGUCAGGUGGAGGGAAGCAAAAGAGCCUGAAAACCCCAAAAAGCUUCGACUUUUUCACACUCUGUGGACAACAAACAAAGAAGAAGAAGAAGAAAAAUUGGAGCUUGUUCACGAUCUGGGUCUUCUUUCAAAUCCUCUAAUUCUGCUUAUAUAGCUCCUGAUUCGAAGUAUCUUCCACAAGCUCGAACUGUGUCAAAAUUAGGGUUUAAGACCCACUUCAUGAAUUAGGGUUCUCUUUGCUACCAACUAUGCGUUUCCCGUAGAUUUGAGCUUUAUAAGGAAUUGGGUGUGAUCUUUUUUUUCACUCUGUCCUUGCUUGGGGAAGUUCUUUAAGAGGUUUGAAUUUUCGGCUCCUGCUGUUGUCUGGUUCUUUGUUCUUGGUUGAUAUUGCAUAAAGUUGCAGUCUUUUGUUUUCUGAUUUUUGAGUUGAGGAUUUCUUUUACGGCUUUUGGGUUAUGAAAGUAGAAUGUUAGACUUUUGGUGGUUUUAGAUUUGUUUUUGGCUGUAGAGAUAUUAUGUCUGUGAACAGUAAUAAUCAGCCUAAGAGCCUUGGGGUUGGUUCUUCAUCCCCAUUUGGUAAUGCUGGGAUGGUAGCCCCAUCUAUGGGUGGAAACCCAACAUUUUCACAAUCACAAGCUCAUAUUGCUGCUGGCUUUCAAAACCAGUUUCAGCUGUCCCAAGCUCAAGCCAUUGCCCAGGCACAGUCAAAAGCUCAAGCUCAGGUUCAAGCUGCUCAUGCUCAAUUCCAAGCUCAGUUGCAAGCACAGGGUCUCACUCUUAACCAGAACCAAGGCAUUGCAAAUCUUGGUUCUUCUUCACCCUCGCUUUCGACACCCGGUAAUUCAGGCUUGAAGCGAUUUCCUCAAAAACCUCCUAUGCGGCCACCGGGUAUUUCCCCAACGAACAUGCUCUCAUCUUUGAGAACAAUGGAACUCACACCUGCUGCUCGUAGAAAGAAGCAGAAGCUCCCAGAGAAGCAGCUGCAAGAUAAAGUUUCUGCAAUUCUGCCUGAAUCUGCUCUGUACACCCAGCUUCUUGAGUUUGAGGCUCGUGUUGAUACUGCUCUUUCUAGAAAGAAGGUUGAUAUUCAGGAAGCCCUUAAAAGCCCACCUUGCAUUCAGAAAACCCUUCGCAUUUAUGUGUUUAACACUUUUGCUAAUCAGAUUCGUACAAUACCAAAGAAGCCCAAUGCUGAACCCCCUACUUGGACUCUUAAGAUAGUUGGGAGAAUCUUGGAAGAUGGGAUAGAUCCGGAUCAGCCUGGAGUUGUACAGAAAACAAACCCCUUAUACCCAAAGUUCUCAUCUUUCUUCAAGAGAGUAACCAUUUCCCUGGACCAGAGGCUAUACCCUGAUAACCACAUCAUUAUGUGGGAAAAUGCACGGUCACCUGCACCUCAUGAGGGCUUUGAGGUAAAGAGAAAAGGGGAUAAAGAAUUUACGGUGAAUAUUCGCUUGGAAAUGAAUUACAUGCCGGAGAAAUUUAAGCUUUCACAACCCCUAAUGGAAGUUCUUGGAAUUGAGGUUGAUACCCGCCCGAGAAUAAUAGCUGCAAUCUGGCAGUAUGUGAAGGCUAGGAAGUUGCAGAACCCGAAUGAUCCUUCUUUCUUUUACUGUGAUCCACCUCUUCAAAAAGUAUUUGGGGAAGAUAGGAUGAAAUUUACGAUGGUCUCUCAGAAGAUUUCUCAACAUUUGUUCCCUCCUCAACCCAUACAUUUGGAGCAUAAGAUCAAGCUUUCAGGAAACAGUCCGGUGGGAACUGCUUGUUAUGAUGUAUUGGUUGAUGUUCCUUUUCCAAUUCAGAGGGAGUUGUCAGUUCUAUUGGCCAACUCAGAGAAGAACAAAGAGAUUGAUGCUUGCGAUGAAGCAAUUUGCUCAGCAAUAAGAAAAAUCCAUGAGCACCGUCGAAGGCGGGCCUUUUUCCUUGGGUUCAGUCAAUCACCAGUUGAAUUUAUCAAUGCUUUGAUUGAAUCUCAAAGCAAGGAUCUGAAGCUUGUAUCUGGAGAAGCAAGCCGCAGUGCUGAAAAGGAGCGCCGGUCAGAUUUCUUCAGCCAACCGUGGGUUGAAGAUGCAGUUAUCCGAUAUCUAAAUCGCAAGCCGGUCACAGGAAGUGAUGCUCCGGGAAGUACAUGAGAGAAGUGUGGAGCUAUUUCUAGGGUAGAUAGUUGUGGUUUUCCUUUCAAUUUGGAGCCAAAUAUGGGGGGGGAAAAAAAAUCAGAUGUAACAUGUAUAUCUUGAUUGGAGUAUAUUAUUAUUGUAGAGAAGGGAGGAAGCUACUUGAGGGGUAAAAUGAACACGAUAUGUUUUGUAACUCUUUUUAACUAUUAAUUGUCGGUGGAUUUGUUAUGCUAAUUAUGCUUUGUUGCUUAAUUUUCAUACACAGAAAUUGUAUCA
Messenger RNA from Ziziphus jujuba (common jujube), 2487 nucleotides. RefSeq names its product SWI/SNF complex component SNF12 homolog. Gene Ontology annotation, cellular component: SWI/SNF complex; nucleus. The transcript is spliced from 3 exons. Gene Ontology annotation, biological process: regulation of transcription by RNA polymerase II. The record is from RefSeq and is a predicted model, not a curated record. Bases 610 to 2226 code for a protein of 538 amino acids. Lineage: Eukaryota; Viridiplantae; Streptophyta; Magnoliopsida; Rosales; Rhamnaceae.